Messenger RNA from Aegilops tauschii subsp. strangulata, 731 nucleotides. RefSeq lists its product as uncharacterized. Lineage: Eukaryota; Viridiplantae; Streptophyta; Magnoliopsida; Poales; Poaceae. The record is from RefSeq and is a predicted model, not a curated record.
CAAACCCACCUCAUUCCCCAACGAAAACUUCCAAGCCGCCAAAGGCGAUGGCUGCGUCCGUCCCUCUUGCCGGGGUCGCGCUCCUCCUCCUCCUCCUCCAUGCCGCCCAUGACGGAGGCAUGGCCGGGCUUGCUAGCACGGGCGGAGCGAGGAUGGCAUCAUCGGAGGGGUACGCGCCGGUGCAGACCGUGGUGUACCGGUCGGCGGCGUUGGAGGCGUCGGAGGCGUUCGAGCCGUUCCAGCUGUGCAUGGGGUGCCGGUGCUGCCCGGCGGGGAACAACGGCUCGUCGUGCGUGGACACGCAGUGCUGCUACGGCAUCAACUGCAACCUCCCCGGCAAGCCGUUCGGGACCUGCGCCUUCACCCCGCGCACCUGCGGCUGCGGCGCCAACAACUGCACGGCUGCACCCGCCCCGCCGCCGCCUACGAGCUAGCUUAUGGAAUCCGAUUGAUUUUGAUCGAUUGGUCCGAUCCAUUUACGAGUAUGGUCGGAUCGAUGCAUACUUACCGCAGGCUAGCUGAUUAUUAUUGAUUAAUAAUCAGAAUCGUUUUCUUUCACAUCGUAUGAUCUAUCGUCCAUUUCUCAUGCAUCCAUCUUUCAAAGUUGUUCGGUAUGUUGGCAUGUGAUUGAAAGUAUGAUGGUAACAUCGAUCAACUGUUACACUUUUCUCUGUCAGAUCGAUCGGUUCCUGGAACAAUUAAUCAGUACUGGCUACGUGCGUUUAAUAUAA